CAACUUUAACUUCAGAUCGUGAGUUUGCAUCUUCAACUCCCGCACUCCACAGUCACGAGCCAACCACCCCUCCGACCUCAUACCCGGCAGGAUACAUACCAAUUACACGUAUCCGACCUUUUCAAACCAAUAGUCCACUAUCUCAAGGCCACAAUUCCAGCGCUUCAAGCAUCCAAUCCAAUCCCAAUCUAAAAAACACCCAAAACAAAAACCACCAACCCUAGCAACCAACGGCCAACGGCCAACGGUCAAGAACCAGCAACCAACAUCAAGCAAACCAACAACGCACACGACAGCCCAACAACCACAACCAUUCCUCCCCUCCGCAAGCUCGCUAUGUCCGCCCCGGCCCCCUGGGGCCCCAUCCUCCACACCCACCUCACCCAUCUCACCCCCCCAACCUUCACCCUCAGCACACUCCACCACACACCAUCCCUCACACCGCCCUACAGUCCCCGUGCACGAACCUGCGUAUUCCGGGGAAUGUUCGGGUCCGGCCCACGCGGCGCCGCGAAGGGUCCACAGACGGCCAGUUCCGACUUACUCACCUUCACGACGGACGUGCGGUCGGCUAAGGUCCCCGAUUUACUCGGCCCGGGACAGGAGGAUAGGAGGGCGAGUGGUGGAGGAGGGAGGGUGGAGCUUGUGUUCUGGGUGAAGGAGGUGAAUAUGCAAUGGCGCAUACGGGGAGAUGGGUGGGUUCUUGGGCCGGAUGUUGGGGGUAGGGGAGAGGGUGCAGAAGCUGUGAAGGAGGCGCUUAAGGGGAGGCUGGGGGAGGUUGGGGAGGAGUGGGGGUGGGAGGGGGAAUGGGAAAGGCAGUUUGAAGGGAUGGGGAGGGAGUUGAAGAAGGGGUUGGCGGGGCCGCCGCCGGGGGAGGUGAAGAAGGGGGUUGAAGGGGGGGAGUUUGAUGAGGAGAAGGCGAAGGGGAAUUUUAGGCUUGUGGUUGUGAGGCCAGCGGAGGUGGAGUGUGUGGAUCUUACGGACCCUGAGAGUUCGAAGAGGUGGAUAUAUACGUUUGUGGAGGGGGAGUGGAAGAGGGAGGAACUGAACCCUGGAUUAGGGAGAACCAUGCGACUCGGGAGCUUGUAGACAGCUGAGGUGGAACAGCAAUGCAUAUGAGAAUCAGGGGGUUAGGGGCUCCAAGACAUCCACGGGACAAGGACGACUGGUGAAUAAUGGCCUGGUCUUGCACCGGAGAAAUAAUAUGUGAGACCCUGAGGUUGAGGAUGUAGAAUUGGCAGCUAAAGCCGCCAGACCAAAAUAGAGCAUCUGGGCGCCUGUUUUUGCAACUCACUCUUCUAGACCACCGAGUCUCCCACAAGGGCGCCACUUCAUCUACACAGCUUGACAAUAGGGCCUUUGAACGUUACGCUACGAGUCUGAUUUGGAGCCACUGGCAUGACGACAGUAGCUCGCAUAAUGUACAGUACAAACCGCCUGUGCAUUAUGUAGUCCGACCGGAUUAGGCUAAUAUCAUCACUCAAGCGAGACACACAUCCUUUCCGCAACCGGUGGGCGCUCGAGCUUCGACAGCCCAGGAGUGGCACGGGACGUUGUUGGCGCGGGAUGCAACACUGGCAGACGUGUCUGUGGUUGGUCGUACCGAAUUUCGCCGUAGGAAUGUGGGAGUUGAGGCGUGGAGACAAGGGUUUCCAGGGUCCUCAUGGGAAAUCGAGAGCUCCUCACGAGUUGGAUUAUGGAUAGAGGAAAGAUUGGCGGCUCGCUUCUGUGGUGAUGAUACACGCAAAUUCUUCAGCGGCGGGGAAGAGUGAGAGGCGGUGUAUGGGUAUUUGGAGAGGAGCAUGGCUGUGGUUCAAUGGCGCGCAAACCAGUGGAGUUGCGUCAGAAAGCGAGAGGGAGGCCUGCACUCACAUAUGCAGUCUUGAGGCCCUGUUCUCACAUAUGCAGUCGUGACUCGUCAUUUUGGCCGCCAGUGGUAGUCUUGGGGCCUCUGCUGGCUGUGAACCUCGUUCUGCAGCGCCCGUGCUGUAGAAGUACAGUGCCCGAGUACACUCGAAUACCGUGUGGGCGCAAACCGGCACAAUUCUACGGAGUAGUAAGUACCUUGGCGAUGCAGGAAGGGUUGGAGAAAAGAGGAGGUGUGUGGCGAUCUGUUCGCUAGGAUCGGGCGGAAGGGUUCCCCGAUCACGCUUGUUCUUGCCCGUCAGUCGCUGUUUCUACAGAUGGCGCACACGAUUUCUCUUGAUUUUCUCAGCCGCUCUUUGUGCGGAGACUGGCGAGAAGAAAGGGCAAGAUCUGAGAUUGAUGAGAUACGGGGAUAAAGGUCUCGGCGCUGCUGUGCAACAGGGAGAUAAAUUGACGGCGGGCACCCCGAGGCCUUGUGCGACAAGAAAAGUGUUGGUGCCAUUAAAACACUCUAUUUAUGUGUGCGCCUUAGCCGCUGAGACUGGGGUGUCUUCAUCAGAUAUGCGGGCGGAUGGCACAGCGAUAUCGUGCUGGCAACAUGUGCCGUUAGUAUUCGCAACGGGGCGCACUUAGCUUCGGAACCUCGUGUGGAUGGGUAUGGUCCGCCAAGUACUGGAGUGGUUCUUCGCGUGGUGGGGAUGUGAUGCGCAUCAUCUGCACACUUCGAGUCUCUGGCCAAGAAUAUCUGCUUCCUUCUUGUGUUUCGAGUUUGCCGAUGCAGUUGGCCCUCGCAGGCAGUUCAUUGGGCAUCAUGGAGCGAGCGAGGUUGGACGGAUACGUGUUCUCCAACGACGUUAGAAGCGCGCGAGGGCUUUUGGAAUCAAGUGAGAAAACCGCUCAUGGCCAUGAUGUACAGCAUACACGGCCAACGAGUGUGUAAUAUGUGCAAUGCUACGUCGAGUGCCCAUGAGGCCUAUGAGACGAGAAUCGCUCGUGUGCUGUAGCGUGGCAAAGGCGCACCUGCUAGGGAGACUCACACUGCGGGCCGUCGCGAUGGGCUUCGGUUUAGCAGGCUAUAGUACACAGUACGUACAUGAGAUGUAAGACUGGCCCACUCAGCACGGCUUCUUACUGUACCAGUACCGGGAGAGACAAAGGAAGGGGGGCAUUUGGCUGCCAUGUCACCGUUUCUAAUAUACGCGAUUAUCAUGGUAAGCUUCGUAUAUUGCUCGUCUAGCCUGUCCCGUAGAUCACAGUUCAUGGGAGAAGAGGGUAGAAUAGAGAGUAUAGAGUAUAGAAUAUAAAAUAUAGAAUAUACCUUGAGUAUGGAGAACACAUCAUAGCUAAAGGGGG
Pseudogymnoascus verrucosus is the source of this 3219-nucleotide messenger RNA. RefSeq lists its product as uncharacterized. Gene Ontology annotation, molecular function: FMN binding. The coding region runs from base 337 to 1089 and encodes 250 amino acids. The transcript is spliced from 2 exons. Lineage: Eukaryota; Fungi; Ascomycota; Leotiomycetes; Thelebolales; Thelebolaceae. The record is from RefSeq and is a predicted model, not a curated record.